Molecule: messenger RNA, 896 nt
Organism: Amoebophrya sp. A120
Lineage: Eukaryota; Dinophyceae; Syndiniales; Amoebophryaceae
Source: the annotation of a GenBank genome assembly
GUUGAUGGAGCGCAUUAGCAAUUUGUCGGUGUGCUGCUUGGGCCCUGGUUUCUCUUGCAGAAACGGCCGAGGCCGGUUGUUACUAACCGACCCGCCUGCUCAGUUUGGGCCGGCGCGCGCUGUUUCGUGCGCACGGCCGCCGUGCUUACCUUCGACGACGGGCGCGCGCCUUUGCCCUCUCGCGCCAGCCUUCGGCCUCUCGUUCUAUCUCGGGCGCCCGAUUUCUCCGAGACAUGUCCAACCCACACCGCACGCGCGCCCCCGAGCGAGGGCCCGACGGACGGGGCCCAUGAAGCUGGAGGACAUGCCGGGGCGCGCGCACAACGUCAACAACGGGGCCCGGGUUGAAGCCGGGAAAGGCAAAAACUGGGCGCGCGCCGCGGGCCGCCUGCUCGUCCAGUGUUUUGCCCUGUCUUCCUUUGCCAAAAAUCGGGGCGCCUUUUCUUUCGUUUGGGCCCCUCCUUUUGGCGCCGGGCUUGCACGGGCCUGCUACCUACUUGAAGAGCAGGAUCGUUCGAUGGAGCCGGGCCGGACGGCUAAGGCCUACCUAGCGCGGGCAUCAAGCCAGUGCCUUGCACGCCGGCCCAGGCGGCCGGCGUUUGUGCCUGCCUGUGGCAGUUCUAGUGUUGGGCAGGGUAGCCUGGAAGACGCAGGCUCGCCUGAGGGGCGCAGGCAGAGGCCGCGCGCUUCUUUCCGACCGGCUGCCAGUCUGAGAGCUUCUGUCCUGGCCCUGAGAGAGCCCUUUGACAAAGCUUGGGCGUGCUCAUGCCGCGGUCUACCAGGCGUGGAACGCGAGCUGGGAUUUGUUUUGGCUUUUUUGGGACGAUGAACCGAGAAACUACGAUCAUUUGUACACCAUUACGACCAUCUUGGAGGAGAUGAAACAUCUUGAAAAC